UGAGGAAACUGAGUGUUGCUAUUAAUACAGCAAAGGGCUCCAGUGCAGCUGGUGAAAGCUAAAGCAGUUCCAGUUGAAGAGGACGGCAGCUUUAGUGAACUUCUGUAACCAAAAGGACAUAUUGGGCCCAAUGAUGCCUUGUGUGGGAUGAUUCUGUGCACUUUUGAGGCUUUGCGACGAUGGACGAACCCGACAGAAGUGUUAGAUCAGGCCUCAAAUCCCAAUCACCUUCGGCCGCUGAGCUGCUGAUUCUGCACGCGGCCGAGGCGCAGGAAUGGGCGACCUACCUGCAGCAGAUCUUGAAGUCCUCCAGAAAGUUCCGCAAGAAGUCCAUUUUGCUCUACGCGGUGGACCUGGACCAUCAGCUCUACGGACCUGACUUUGAACGUUUCUGGAGCUGCGAGUGCAUCGUGCUGCUCCUCAGCGCCACCGUGCUGAGCAUGCUGUGUGACCCCGGGGCGGAGGGAGCGCUGCUGGGCCUCCUCCAGCCCCCGCAGAGAGUGGUGGUGCUGCUGUGCGGCGUGCUGGAGGACAACGUGCCGACCGAGUACCUCGAGGACUGGCCCAGCUGGAGGAAACUCUACCCCGAGGACGAGCCCGCUCUCUACAUCUCCACCAUUUUGGAGUCCAUCUCUGACAACAGGCGAGCGGAGGCCGAACAUAAGAGGCGAGCUGUAGCCGCGCCGGAGCUGCACGCUACCGCGGCCCCGGAGAGUCCCGCCCCUGAUGAAACGGGGGGAGCGCCGUCGGAGGAGGAGGAGGAGGAACAAGAAGUUCUCCGGGAGGACGAAGAACCAGCGAGCACGGAGAUCUCCACGAGCGAGGAACUCAGUGAAGCCGUGCGCGUCACGUGCCUCACCGUUCAGCCAAACCGAGUGCUGUGCGGGGAACGGGAGAAACUUUUUAUCAUUUUCACGGAUAAAAUAGAUGAUGGGUCGGAACUCAAGGUGGAGUUUUUAUUGGAAAAUAUAUCCGAAACAGUCCCAGGCACUUUGGAGAAUGAAUACACUAUAAGUGUUACUGCACCUGACAUGCCUGCUGGGGUGAUAUCACUCACCAUGUCCUGUGAGCAGUAUUGCGUCAGCUUGAGGCCUGUCACUUAUUACACCUACAUGGGGGAGGUCAGCCGGUGUCUCGAAGGUGCUGUUGAUCCGAUUAAUUUCAUCUGCCAGGCCUUCAACUUGACAUCCAAUACAACAGAAUCACUGGACGAUAUGCUAACUGACUCUUUGAAAGCCACGAUGCCUGCAGCUGGUCUUCAGCUGUUUGGAAUCAGACAGAUUGAGAAAGACAAUAUGGCGUCAAAUAAGCGCAAUGAGGAGCUUCCCACGCUGCUCCACUUUGCUGCUAAGUACGGCCUGAAGAAGCUGACCACCAUUCUCCAGCAGUGUCCCGGGGCUCUGCAGGCUUACAGCGUGAUGAACAAGUCUGGAGCCUUCCCAAACAAUCUGGCAGAGAACAGCGGCUUCUCUGAUCUCAGCCAGUUCAUGGAGGAGUUUCUUGACACGGCAGCUAUGCUCAAGUCUCACAUUGAAGACUCCAUCGACAAAGAGGAAUGUGUGGAGGUGUAUGAGUCCAUGGAAAGUGCGUCUCAAGAUAUCAUGAUGAAGUACUCGGGCGGCCCGGAGGACGUUUAUGAGUCGAUGCUGGUGAUUGAUCCAACAUAUGCAGAGGACCUGUAUGAGGUGAUGAGGGGAGUAGACGAGGACCCAGAGGUAGCUAUGCUCAAGAAGUUCUUCCAAGCAAAACCGCAUGCCAGCGUACAACAGGACCACAACGACCGCCUUAGGACUGAGGAGGAGGAAGAAAAGGGAAUCCCUGAUGACUUUAGAGAAAUUGAAGUAGAGGAGGACAUAUACAACCUCUCCCCAGAGGAUAUCUAUGAUACUGUGGAUGAAAACGACAGCUUCAACCUUGGAAUCGUGAACCGCCCACCGGCCCCCAUCCCCAGGCCUGAAUCCAUGGCGGACCUUGAAAGCCCUCAGACCUACAUCUCCAGAGUAUUUUCAGAUAAAGCCCAGAGUAAAACGUUGGAAAUGGAAUACCCUCCAGUUCAGCUUGAGGCGGCCCCCCCCUCUCCUCUUUAUGACCCCUACGCUGGCAUGAAGACACCUGGGCAGAGGCAGCUCAUAUCGCUGCAGGAGAGAGUGAAGGUGGGGGAAAUUACCGUGGAUGAGGCCGUCCAAGAGUUCAAGGCCUGGCAGUUGGACAACGACCGGCGAUCCAGCUCCAUUCGCUAUCAGCAGGAAAAUCUGAAGAAGUUGCGCGAUAGCAUCACCAGACGCCACAAAGAGAGGGAGAAGACAGGAAAGGAGCUUGAUUUUGAGAUAAGUGCUCCGCUGCAGAGGAAUUGGGGCCCCAAUGUGCUAGAGUGUUCAGUGUACGACCCGGCGCCCAGAAUGGCAGCUCCUCCUCCCCCGGUGCCUCAGAGUAUCCAGCGAAGCAGCUGGAAGACGGGCAGCACGUCCAGCACAUCCAGUACUGAGAGCAACAGACUCAGCACUCACAGCACCUUCAGCUACAGCAGCGGGACAGAGCCGGACUUUGAGGACACAAUGGAAAACGCUCCUCCGCCACGUCCUCCGCGGCUGUCUGAUGCUGCACCCCUCACUUCUUUACCCAGAAUUCCUCCAAGGCUCCCUGAAAGGAUGCCUGAGAAGAUGUUGCAUGAGCGCUACAUAUCCUGCCCGACUCGAGCACUUCCUCAAAGACCAAACCAGAGACAAACAAACUCAGCCCCCCCCAUACCUCGACGCCUGCGCUGAUUGACACGUGUCUACUUGAGUUGGGUUUAGUUUCUAAAGUGAUCAUUAUUUGUUGAAGUCAGGCAGACAGUGUUUCUUCUGUAAACCAACAUCAGGAUUUAAUAGUAUGAAUAUUGUGUUAAUGACAUGUUUAAUUCAUUCAUUUUUGUGAAUCGGUAUCAUUGAGUUCCCUGAAUUGUUCAAUGUUUUUGUUUGUGGCAUGGGGGGAGUGAGUCUGUAAGAUACAGGGUGUCCUGUUAACUGAGCCAUGAGAUAAAAAUAAUAUCCCUUUUUACUAUUAUGCUAUUACUUAACUGCUGUUGUUUUAACAUUAUAGUGUAUUAUUUUACCUCAAAUGAUGUCUCCCUUAUGCUUCUUAAAGAACUUUUUAAUGAUAUAUUUGGAGAUUUUUCUUAAAUUGUAGAGUUCAUACAUGGACAAUAUAGAAAUCAGUUUGGUUGUACAUCAUUCUUUUUACAUAUUCGGAAUUUCUUCAUUAAAUAUGGA
Pungitius pungitius (ninespine stickleback) is the source of this 3251-nucleotide messenger RNA. RefSeq names its product phosphoinositide-3-kinase adaptor protein 1 (gene pik3ap1). Bases 180 to 2765 code for a protein of 861 amino acids. Gene Ontology annotation, molecular function: signaling receptor binding; phosphatidylinositol 3-kinase regulatory subunit binding. NCBI's taxonomy places the organism in Eukaryota, Metazoa, Chordata, Actinopteri, Perciformes, Gasterosteidae. The record is from RefSeq and is a predicted model, not a curated record. The transcript has 17 exons. Gene Ontology annotation, cellular component: cytosol.